UAACGGCCCAGAGGACUCCUUGUGUGGUCUGAGGAGACUGAGGCUGUUACCCGAAGACGUGAGGAUCAGCAUGACCAUGAACCGGCACGGCUUUCUCCAAGGACUUGUCUUUCUCCUCUUCAGUGUCCUAUCGAGUGCUCAAGAUGAACAACUCCGCCUGGUGGACGGGGACGGCCGCUGCACAGGCAGAGUGGAGAUCCUCCACCAGGGCUCCUGGGGCACCAUCUGUGAUGACUUCUGGGAACUGAUCGAUGCCCAUGUGGUGUGCAGACAGAUGGGCUGUGGACAAGCCCUCGAUGCCUUGGCCUUGGCUCGAUUCGGGGAGGGAUCAGGGCCCAUCUGGCUGGAUGAUGUGAACUGCACGGGAAAGGAGUCCCACGUGUGGAAGUGCCCUUCUAAGGGCUGGGGGGAGAAUAACUGCGAUCAUACAGAGGAUGCAGGAGUCAUCUGCUCAGAGUUCCUGGCCCUGAGGAUGGUGAGCGAGGACCAGGAGUGUGCCGGGUGGCUGGAAGUCUUCUACAACGGGACCUGGGGCAGUGUCUGCCGCAGCCCCAUGGAAGAGCUCACCUUGUCCAUCGUCUGCAGCCAGCUUGGCUGUGGGGACAGUGGAACCCUGAACCCUUCUAUUGCUUUUAGGGAAGGUUCUAGACCCCGGUGGGUAGAUUUAAUCCAGUGUCGGAGAACUGAUACCUUUCUCUGGGAGUGUCCUUCUGACCCUUGGAAAUACGAUUCCUGUUCUCCAAAGGAGGAAGCUUACAUCUCCUGUGCAGGAAUUAGAUCCAAGGGCUGUCCAACUGCUGCCCCCUGCACAGACAAAGAGAAGCUCCGACUCCGGGGAGGAGGCACCCAGUGCUCAGGGCGCGUGGAGGUUUGGCACAGCGGCUCCUGGGGCACAGUGUGUGAUGACUCCUGGAGCCUGGCAGAGGCCGAGGUGGUGUGUCAGCAGCUGGGCUGUGGCCAUGCCCUGGAAGCCCUGGGAAGUGCAGCGUUUGGCCCUGGGAACGGGAGCAUCUGGCUGGAUGAGGUGCAGUGCAGGGGCAGGGAGCCCUCCCUAUGGGCCUGUGCUGCGGAGCCCUGGGGGCAGAAUGACUGCAAGCACGAGGAGGAUGCUGGGGUGAGGUGCUCUGGUGACAGGACAACAGUUCCCCCAACUCGUGGAAGAACCAGUACAGCUUCAUCUCCCAUCCCUGGCAUCUUCUCCCUUCCUGGAAUCCUCUGUGUCAUACUGGCGGCCCUUCUCUUCCUGGUCCUCAUCAUCCUGGGGAUUCAGCUACACCGAGGGAGAGCAGAGCACCAAGCCUUAUCGGCUUUUAAAGAUGCAUUUGAUGAAGCCUUGUACCAGGAGAUUGAUGACCUCGUAAAAUCAGAAAAGGUGGACCUGUUGGAUAACCCAGAUAACCUGUCUGAUGACUCAGCGACUAAGCUGCCGUAUUACACAGGGGACGAUGAGGAGAAUGGAGACCCUGAGUCUGCCCCAGAGCUUCCAGGACAGCAUGUCGAUGCCACAGGAAAUGGUUAUGAUGAUGUGGAUGAGUCACCUAUUCCUGUAACUCCUUCCUUGCCUGGAAUGAAUGAGAAUUAUUUUUCCCCAGAGGAUGGAGGUGGUGCCAGUUAUUCCCAGACAGGCAUCUCUCUGCAGUCUCCUAGAGAAGCUGUCAACUCUAGCACGAAAGAGAAAGAAUCCUCAUUGGUCCUGAGACAAGAUGAGCCUGAAUAUGAUGAUGUUGAGCUUAGCACCAUGUAGAGCCGUUUUGAAGCAAGAAACUCUUCAGGGAAUCGUCUGUAAUAUUGUUUCUCAAAUAAAUGAGAAUCCUGUCUUCUUCCUUACUGCAAAGUUUUUACAUGUAACUAUGAUUAAAGGAAAUUAUUCAUAAUAAAUACUCUGAGCUUAACAGACAAA
Molecule: messenger RNA, 1900 nt
Organism: Vicugna pacos (alpaca)
Lineage: Eukaryota; Metazoa; Chordata; Mammalia; Artiodactyla; Camelidae
Source: RefSeq, a predicted model, not a curated record